Carassius carassius (crucian carp) is the source of this 2291-nucleotide messenger RNA. RefSeq names its product ddb1 and cul4 associated factor 17 (gene dcaf17). Gene Ontology annotation, cellular component: Cul4-RING E3 ubiquitin ligase complex. The coding region runs from base 662 to 2230 and encodes 522 amino acids. Gene Ontology annotation, biological process: protein ubiquitination. The record is from RefSeq and is a predicted model, not a curated record. The transcript is spliced from 14 exons. NCBI's taxonomy places the organism in Eukaryota, Metazoa, Chordata, Actinopteri, Cypriniformes, Cyprinidae.
CAGCUCACAGCUCGGACACUCAGCUUCAAGAGCCCCCUCAUCUGAGAACAUCGAUUCAUCACUCAGAUUACAAACUUGACAACACUACAUACUAAUGUGAAGUAUUAAACUACAUAUCCCAGCCGGAAACAUGCGCCUGCAGAUGACGUACACCCGGAAGUUUUUGUAAACACAUGUGAGCGGUUUUGUACGCUGAUUACAAUUUCAAAGCAGGCAAAGAAAUCACUACUAGAAGCAGGGAAUUGUACGAUUUUCAUGCGAACAUGUUUUAUAAUUUUGCCAAGUUUUUCAAAUGCUUGAUGUGAUUAUUUUUCGUAAACAACGGAAAAGUUAGCGGUUAACAGUUAGCUUAGCAGCAAAUAAUGUCUAAUGAAAACGCAGCUUUAAUUAUAAUAAUAGUAAAAUGAAAUAAUGUAUCUGCUUGUAUUUGACUUAUGUAAGUUACGUAAGUCAAAAGACGCAGCUGUUCUGCAGUAUAUUCGUUAAUGUUGUAGGAACUGUUGUAGUUUGGAUAAAAAUCAUAUGAAUUCGAGUCUGAAUAUAAAAAGACAGAAUUGACUUCACCCAACACUUACUUCGAUGUCAUUUCUGAAGAUUAUUCUGCUUAGUUUUGUGUUAGUCAGUGUAUUUUAUCUGAAUGGUGUGAGUAGUGCCGUCCCCUAUGUGCGCGCUCCCGUCUUCAUGCGCGCAGCACCCCCCUGCGUGCACACGCACGAGUAAAAACAGCUGUGAUCUACUGACUUCAAGAGCCAAUGGAUCCUGCUCCAAUGACAUUGGCAGAUUACUGGGAGCAAAUCUUAAGAUCCUAAGAAACAUCAUUCUCCAAGAUGGUGCAGAAUUCACAAAAGUUUGGAGCAAGACUUCCAAGUCCCUCAUCACUUAUGAGAGUGGACGGUUAUACUUUGAUAAUUACAGGUGUUGCUACAGCAGCCUUUUGCCUGAGCCAGAACUGCUGUAUGAGCUCCCCAAAGCCCCCAAAACAGAGAAGAUUGAAGAUGCUUUAUUAUGCCAGUGUCCUCUAGACAAGGUUCUACCAAACGCUUCAGACCAGAAAUCAUGUCUGCUGGUUCUAACAGCUCAUAACUGGUUAUAUCGGCUCUCAGCUGACACAGGAAAAACACUAGAGCGGAUAUACCUCUCCUCGCUUUUCAAAUUCAGAUCUUUAGGUUGGGACUCCUCACAGGAGACAUUAUAUGUCAGAUCUAUUCAGAGCAAACAGACGAUUCUGGAACGACAGGCUGGUGUUAAUAAUAACAUCCUCAUGCAUCUGGCCGUAUUUCAAGUCUUUCCACUAGAGCUUGUAGGAAUGCUGGAGAUUAAUAAAAAAGUCUUUGGUAAGACUGCUGUGGAUGUGCUGCUGUCACAGGGAGUGUUAGCUGUGUCACACAGCUCGAAACAUGUCAAACUUUACAGUUUUGAGUACAUUAUUAAUAAGUUUAGAAUUGAGAAGUUGUCUCUGGGACAGCAGUGUGAGAUGAAAAGAGUUGUGGGAGAAGCUCCAUAUGGCAUUCCGGUCAACAUUCACAUUCAUGAGUGUCCUCCCGUAUUGUUUGAGAUGGCAUACUUUGAGAACGGGGUCCAGAUCGGAGGUCAUCCCUGGCACUACAUCUACACCCCCAACCACAAGAGACACAGAGGAACCCAUCAUAUCUGCUCUAUAACAGACGGAGCGCUGGCUAAGAAUGGCGUCCAGGACAUGAAAUGUGACUCUCUAGAAGCAGACUGGAUCUUUUUUCACCCAGAUGACUCGGGUCGAAUCAUACAUGCUGGGCCCAGCACAAUAAAUGUUCUGAAGAUCAUGGCUGAAACAGGAUGUGACUGGAAGUAUGAGAUAGUCACAGCCUUCUCCAUCACCGCUGCUCGUGACCAUAGUGCCCCUCAGGUGAUGGUGACGUCUUCUGGCCGUACGGUGAAAAGGAGAUUCCAGCUGUUAGAUGAUGACCCAGCUCAGCAGACAUUCAGAAUGGUGAAGUAUGAAGAUGAACUUGAUCUGUUGGCUGUGGUAGACAUCACUCAGACUGAAGAUGAAGGACAGGCCCAUCUUUGUCUACAUGACAAUAAGACGGGGCUUUUAAUGAAGAGAGUUCCUCUAAAAGAGCCAUGGGAUGUGACCUACAGUCACGAGGUUUACUUUGACAGAGACACGAUUAUUCACACUGUCCAGGAGAAAAAUAACUCAUUCUGCUGCCAUGUUUAUAAAAUGAAGAGACGACCUUCGGAUGAACCAUGAGCUCAUUUCUUAUUUCUGUAUGUGGUGAUUAAUAAUGAACCAUAGUUCAUUUCUCAAAAAA